Messenger RNA from Tripterygium wilfordii, 931 nucleotides. Its product is annotated as mitochondrial inner membrane protease ATP23 homolog. Gene Ontology annotation, cellular component: extrinsic component of mitochondrial inner membrane. Gene Ontology annotation, molecular function: metalloendopeptidase activity. Lineage: Eukaryota; Viridiplantae; Streptophyta; Magnoliopsida; Celastrales; Celastraceae. The coding region runs from base 80 to 667 and encodes 195 amino acids. Gene Ontology annotation, biological process: mitochondrial proton-transporting ATP synthase complex assembly; mitochondrial protein processing. The record is from RefSeq and is a predicted model, not a curated record. The transcript is spliced from 5 exons.
CCCUAAUCAUUUAGAGCCUGAGCGGGGAAUCUGUAGGACUCCGAACGAUCCCUUUUGCAAGCCGCCUCACUGAACGAAAAUGGGAGAGGAGGCCGCCCCGACACCAGGAUCCCCAGGUUCCUCUUCCGCCAUCAAACGGGUCCGGACCGUAGAUGAAUGCCAGGAUAUGAUUCAACGGAGCCUCCGAACACCAAUGGUGAUAUUUUUGAGGGAACAAAUGGAGAAAGCUGGGUGUGGGGUGAGCGACAAAUUCUUCAAGGCUGUAUACUGUCAGAUGCAGAUGAGUGGUUGUUAUAAUCGGAAUAAAGGGAUUAUGGUAUGCAGUAAUCAUAUGAAUUUUCAAGAUGAUGUCAACCAAGUGAUUAUACAUGAGCUAAUUCAUGCAUAUGAUGAAUGUCGUGCUGCAAACUUGAACUGGACUAAUUGUGCUCAUCAAGCCUGUAGUGAGAUUCGUGCUGGCCAUCUUAGUGGUGAUUGCAACUUCAAACGAGAAUUGCUGCGUGGUUAUAUGAAAAUAAAAGGCCAUGAACAAGAAUGCAUUAGAAGAAGAGUGAUGAAAUCUUUGAGUGCCAACCCAAACUGCUCAGGAGCAGUCGCGAAGAAUGCAAUGGAAGCUGUCUGGGAUACAUGUUAUAAUGACACACAGCCCUUUGACAGAGCUCCUUGAAACAUACAUAUAUAGGUAUUUGCCUACCUAACCCAACUUUUUUGCUUCAAAGGAUGCCAGACAAAUUUCAUUCCUCUAAAAGAGUUAGAAAAUAUGCCUCUUAUUUAUUGCUUAUGGCAAAUUUAGCCAAAACAUUCAUUAAGAAGACCUUGAUGCUUUAUUUCUUGAAGAAUCUCUAUUUGACAACUUAUUUCUUGAAGAAUUUUGCUUCAAUGAACUAUCUGAACUUCAGUUGAAGAAGGCAUGUGAGGGAUCUUUCUGUCA